GCCGCCGCCGCCGCCGCCGCCGCCGGGGAGACGCCGAGAGCGGAGCCGGCGCGGGUCCCGGAGGAGAGCGCAGCCACCGGGCGCUCGGUCCCCGUCCCGGUCGAGGCCAGGGGCGCGCGGCGAUGUGAGCCAUGAGCGCGGCGUGGACGCUGUCCCCGGAGCCGCUGCCGCCGUCGACGGGGCCGCCGGUGGGCGCGGGCCUGGACGCGGAGCAGCGCACGGUGUUCGCCUUCGUGCUGUGCCUGCUCGUGGUGCUGGUGCUGCUGAUGGUGCGCUGCGUGCGCAUCCUGCUCGACCCCUACAGCCGCAUGCCCGCCUCGUCCUGGACCGACCACAAGGAGGCGCUCGAGCGCGGGCAGUUCGACUACGCGCUGGUCUGAGCCUGCCGGGGCCUCCCUCCGAGGGCCCACCCGACGGGGGCGCCGCCUGGCAGGGACCGCGCUCGGCACCCCGCCCCGCAGCCUAGCCCGA
Molecule: messenger RNA, 471 nt
Organism: Canis lupus familiaris (dog)
Lineage: Eukaryota; Metazoa; Chordata; Mammalia; Carnivora; Canidae
Gene: CTXN1
Product: cortexin 1
Source: RefSeq, marked provisional